AUGCAUCCUCAAACAUAUGGACAAACAGAGGUGACAAAUCGAAAGGUGCUCAAGGGGUUGAAAACUCAUCUUGAGAAGGCUGGGGGGCAGUGGGUAGAAGAGUUGCAUAAUGUCCUCUGGACCUAUCACACCACCUCACAAACGCCUACUGGGGAAACUCCAUAUAACUUGUGUUUCGGCACUGAGGUUGUCUUCCCCACUGAUAUCAAAGUUCCAAACCCCCCAGUCAAGACUUUCAACUUGGAUAUCAAUGAGAAAAAGCUCCGACAACAGUUGGAUCUUCUCCCAGAAAUACGUGAUGUGGCCCACCUCAGAGUUACUUCCUACUGUCAAAGAAUUGCUUUCAAAGAAUUGCUUGCCACUUCAAUCGAAGAGUAA
Messenger RNA from Phalaenopsis equestris, 378 nucleotides. RefSeq lists its product as uncharacterized. NCBI's taxonomy places the organism in Eukaryota, Viridiplantae, Streptophyta, Magnoliopsida, Asparagales, Orchidaceae. The record is from RefSeq and is a predicted model, not a curated record. The coding region runs from base 1 to 378 and encodes 125 amino acids. Gene Ontology annotation, molecular function: nucleic acid binding. The transcript has a single exon.